AUGACAAAUUGUGAACAAUGUAAAUGUAGUUCAGACUGUAAAUGUUGCAUUAAAGUUUGUCCUGAAGGAGAAACCAAAAAAAAUAACAACGGUAAAUGUUGUUGUUGUUGCUCAUGUUGUAAAGAUGAAUGUAAAUGUUCACCAGAAUGUAUUUGUAAGAAAAACCAGUGCCAUGCAGAUAAACAUUCAGAAUCAAAAUGUUGUAAAUGCUGA
Messenger RNA from Cryptosporidium ubiquitum, 213 nucleotides. RefSeq lists its product as uncharacterized. Bases 1 to 213 code for a protein of 70 amino acids. The record is from RefSeq and is a predicted model, not a curated record. The transcript has a single exon. Lineage: Eukaryota; Apicomplexa; Conoidasida; Eucoccidiorida; Cryptosporidiidae.